Messenger RNA from Medioppia subpectinata, 571 nucleotides. Lineage: Eukaryota; Metazoa; Arthropoda; Arachnida; Sarcoptiformes; Oppiidae. The record is from the annotation of a GenBank genome assembly.
UACAUUCAUUCCGAAAGAUAUCUCAAAAACAAGUCAACCAAUCGAUGACAAAACAACAACACAAUCGUCUAUAACUAGUACUACGGAAUCCAUGAACCAAACGGCGAGUCCACGAGAAUCAAUGGGUGUCACCAAUAAAAGCACUCAAUCAACAACUGCUUCCACCACUCCUUCAUACCCAUUCGAACUCGACGAAGGAGCCUGUGUGUACGACAACAAGAUAUACCAAUCGGCAGAACAGAUCCCACGACCACAUCCCUGUGACUUCUGUUUCUGCUUCCGGGGAGAUAUCAUAUGCCUUCAGCAGACGUGUCCGCCACCGAUCGCCCGCUGCUAUGAGACACAAAUUGAAGGAUUCUGUUGUCCUCGAUAUGAAUGCCCCGUUCAGUCAACUACUAUGAAUGUGACGGUCACUACACCGACAACUGUGCCCACACAACACGUCGAGCGUAAAGGUUGUCAAAUAAGCGGAGUAUUCUAUGAGGUGGGAGAAGUGGUUCGGGCGGCGAGCGGGCCGUGUCUUGAAUGCAAGUGCGAUCACAGCGGAGUCAUGCAAUGCAACCCUAAGGUA